AGAAAACCAACCAAACCUUAUCCUUAAACUUCACAAUUCACUCUUAUCUUUGAGAAACGUUCUAAAACAAAACUCCAUGGCCUCAGCUUUGAGCGAAUCGCAACCAUCGUCUAAGAAGGUGUUGAUAACUGGUGUGAGCAAAGGGUUAGGAAGGGCUCUAGCAUUGGAGUUAGCCAAUCGAGGGCACACCAUAAUCGGUUGCUCGCGUGAUCAGACUAGACUCGAUUCCCUCCACGAAGAGCUUUCUAGAUCAUCUCUCAAUCAACACUUCCUCUUCAAGGGCGACGUGAAAUCGAACAACAGUGUCGAAGAGUUUGCACAAGUUGUUGCAGAAAGAAAACUUGUCCCAGAUAUCAUUGUGAAUAAUGCAGCUUUCAUUAAUAGAAAUGGUAAGAUAUGGGAGGUUGAUGUGGAAGAGUUUGAUAAUGUUAUUGAUACUAAUAUCAAAGGGAUAGCAAAUGUUUUGCGUCAUUUCAUUCCUCCUAUGAUUUCUAAUCAGCAAGGAAUUAUCAUCAACAUGUCUUCAAUUUCCGGGAGAAAAGCACAUGAAUAUAUUGCACCAUACUCUGCAUCUAAGUGGGCAGUUGAAGGAUUAAGCAAAUCUGUAGCAAAAGAAUUACCAGAGGGAAUAGCAAUUGUGGCUUUAGAUCCUGGCACCAUAUAUACGGAUAUGCUUGUUUCAUUCUUUGGCGAUUUAGCUUCAAAGUAUCAAUCACCUGAAAGAUGGGCUGUAAAAGCGGCAACAAUGAUUCUUAAUCUCACUCCAUCAGACAAUGGAGCGUCUCUCACUGUUGAGAAUCCAACGGAAUUGUCGAUUGAAUAAUUUCAAUUUUAUUUAUUGUACAAGUUUCUCAAGUUGUAUCCCUUUCACGAUGACUUAUUUGGUAUGUAUUGACUGAUGUUUGACAUAAUGGUAGUCCAAUAAGAAGGAUAAAUGCCUAAAGGUGAAAAUCAUAAAUUUGUUA
Momordica charantia (bitter melon) is the source of this 965-nucleotide messenger RNA. RefSeq names its product NADPH-dependent pterin aldehyde reductase. Gene Ontology annotation, molecular function: oxidoreductase activity, acting on the CH-OH group of donors, NAD or NADP as acceptor. Lineage: Eukaryota; Viridiplantae; Streptophyta; Magnoliopsida; Cucurbitales; Cucurbitaceae. The record is from RefSeq and is a predicted model, not a curated record. Gene Ontology annotation, biological process: folic acid-containing compound metabolic process. Gene Ontology annotation, cellular component: cytosol.